AUCUUCCCUGGCAAGGUCCUUAUUACCUCAUGGUUUCACAAUCUACCUCGGGAUUGGGUAAUUGAGGUUAGUCCUAAUGGCUGGACGUCGAAUGAGCUUGGUAUUGCCUGGCUGAAGCACUUCAAUACCCAUACAAAAGACCGGAAGGUGGGUGCACACAGGCUGCUGAUUGUGGACGGCCAUGAGAGCCACAGCUCACAUGAAUUCCACAAACACUGUGAGGAAGAGAAGAUUAUUGUUCUCUGUAUGCCUGCUCACUCGUCGCACCUGCUGCAGCCACUUGAUGUGGGUUGCUUUUCGCCUUUAAAGCGGGCAUAUGGUGAUGAGAUCAGUGGCUUGGCACGGUACGGCUCCAAGCAGAUCAAGAAGGAGGCUUUCCUACCAGCCUUUAAAGCAGCUUUUGAGAGGUUAAUCACGAAGGAGAACAUCUGUGCAGGCUUUAGGGGCGCUGGACUAGUUCCACACAACCCAGAGGCGGUGAUAUCAAAGCUUGAUGUGGUCCUUCGUACGCCA
Messenger RNA from Didymella exigua CBS 183.55, 513 nucleotides. RefSeq names its product CENP-B protein. The transcript has a single exon. Gene Ontology annotation, molecular function: DNA binding. NCBI's taxonomy places the organism in Eukaryota, Fungi, Ascomycota, Dothideomycetes, Pleosporales, Didymellaceae. The annotation marks the transcript as partial. Gene Ontology annotation, cellular component: nucleus. The record is from RefSeq and is a predicted model, not a curated record.